AUGCUCUUGUCCUGGGUCUCAAAGUACAUUCCGGCCAUCGCGGCUAUUGGCGCCUUUGCCAGUCCGUUCGUCCAUGAUCGCGGCUCUCUCCUCCCUGGUUCCCCCAACUGCACCUCGACCCAACACAUCCUCGGCAAGUUCACUGCCGGACCUGUUUGCACCAUCUGGACUGCCACCACCGCCACCACUGUCCACAUUGACUGCAGCGGAUGUCGCUUCCUUGCUACUGAGACCUUGGGCUACGGCCGUGGUCACGGCCCCGUCGUCCACUUCAGCACCACCACUGCUGCUGCCACGCCGCGCACGACUACCACCUACCUUUGCCGGCCGUACUCGUCUUAA
Messenger RNA from Grosmannia clavigera kw1407, 342 nucleotides. RefSeq lists its product as uncharacterized. The coding region runs from base 1 to 342 and encodes 113 amino acids. The record is from RefSeq and is a predicted model, not a curated record. The transcript has a single exon. Lineage: Eukaryota; Fungi; Ascomycota; Sordariomycetes; Ophiostomatales; Ophiostomataceae.